Molecule: messenger RNA, 2428 nt
Organism: Bursaphelenchus xylophilus (pine wood nematode)
Lineage: Eukaryota; Metazoa; Nematoda; Chromadorea; Rhabditida; Aphelenchoididae
Source: the annotation of a GenBank genome assembly
AUGUGUAUCCAUUUCUCUUCGAACGUCCUCAACGAGCGGUGGGUGCAGAAUGAAGAGCUUUUUUAUACCCCUCACUAUUCUACUUGUUUUCAACCAUUGCCAAUGCUCAAAAUUGUCAUUGAUGUCAGACGCCACUAUGCAGCGAUAUUUCAGAGAGCUACGGGAAAAGAACGUGGCACCGACAAUCGACAAAGUUGUUGAUCGCUUUGAUGACGCUACGCCCGGAGUUAUACAGUCGAUGAAAGCUUUACUGGAUCAUCUAGGGCUAUUCUGGAGGUUCUUUCGGAAAUUUCGGUAUGCUCGUAUAAUAAUAAAAUUUGGAAGCCUCUAGGAAGCAGUUUCAGGCCUUAAAUUACCAUUUAUUUUUUUCCCGAGCUAUGAUCUCUUUUGUCUAAAAGAAUAUGCAGAAAAAUUUUAUUUUAAAUUUGCAGUAUAAAAUGACGAUGACAAUUCAGAGCUCAUCUCGUUUGCUAAAAUUUUAAUUUUGAAUGGGUCUUUGUUACACCCUCAAGCUAUGACAGUUAUGAUAAUAUCUUCAUGGCCCUAUUGUAUUUUUAAUUGGCUGGAAUAUAAAGAAGCACUUAUUUUUCUCCCUUUCAUUUUGUCGUGGAUACAGUAGGUCUUCACAGAAAUGUGCUACUUCAAAAUCAAACUUUAUUUAUUACUGUUUACAGCUUUUAUUUUCUACAACCUUUGCCUAUGUUAUAACAUCUCGAAAAUGUCGGACGCAACUAUGCGGAGAUAUUUUAGAGAACUCCGGCAAAAGAAGGCGUCGCCCACGAUUGACGAAAUUGUUGGGGGUUUUGAAGAUGUGUCGCCUGAGGCCAAAGCGACGAUGAAAAUUUUACUGGGCUUUUAUGUGCGUGAGAACUUACCGCUGAAUCAGCAAAGACCAUUCAGGAAGUUUAUUCGAUAUGUUGCAAAGUAAGAUUUUUUUGGAAUAUAGGGAUGCACAUAGUGUAUCUUUAAUGAUAGUAGGUCGACCGGUAUGUCUUUAGAUUCAACAAAAGCUACAAGGAUGAAGCUACGGCAAAGAGACGGUUCCAAAAUUACUUGAAGAACCUCGAGAAGAUUCGGAAAAACAGACGUCACAGCCGGAUGUAUGGACUCACUCAAUUCUCGGAUCUCUCCGAAGAAGAGUUCAGGAGAGGAUAUGGUGGACUGAUUCUCGAUGAUAUGACCAAAAAUCUGACAAGGACUAUAAAUGACUCGGCACAUUUGCGAGGAGGAAUAGGUGAGCGUAAGGUGAUUAUAUUAGUCCGCUUGCAAAGAGUUGAUUUCUCACACUGCAUCGCCAAAAUCACUCCAGCGACUUUGUCAACCGAAUAGUAGACUGUACUCUUCCCGCUUCAGAGAACGGCACUAUAAUAACUAUCCCAACACACUAUGAUAUCCGCGCAUUAAAAUGCACCCCACCAAUCAAGGAUCAAGGCGGUUGUGGCGCCUGCUGGGCCUUCUCUUCUCUGGCCGUCACCGAAAUCAAUCAUUGCCUCAAGACCGGCCAAACCUACGACCUCAGCGAACAAGAGAUGAUUUCGUGCACGGUAACGAACGCCACAUCGCCGUAUGUCUCCCAUCAAUGCAAUGGUGGAUCGCCGUAUCCGGCAUUGGAUUAUAUCUAUCAAAACGGAGUCACCACCGCCGAUAUUUUUCCAUAUGUCGGGAAUGACAAUCUAAAUAAUCCAGCGCCCUGUCAUCAAGAUGGAUAUCGGUUUCGCAUGGUAAAUAAGCCGCACGGAUCGAAGAAUGUGAUUCCGGAGAAGGUGUUGCCGGCGUAUGUCUAUCAGAAUGGCGCGUAUAGCGUGGGUAAGCGACUUGAGCUGUGACCGAAAACUGCAGUGGGGGACCUGAUCCAGUGGCAAGAAACGUACCAUUUUGCAUCCAGGAAUUAUCAAAAAAUGUGGCAAAAUACCUCCUUCAAGUGAAAAACUCAUAUUUCAAAAGCGCGCCCGUUUUUUCUGUGAGGAAAAGAGGCGCCCCCUUCAAAACGGUUUUUUUACAGAGAAAAAACUCCGAUUUCAAAAGCCCGCUCUUUUUGUGAAAGGAACCCUUCAAAACAAAGUUUUUUUUCAGUUGGAGAUGGAAGUUUUUUGCCACAUUUUUGAUGCUUCCCAGAUGCAAAAUGGUACGUUUUUUUCCACUGGAUCGGGUCCCAAACUGUACGCUUUCAGCAAUCUGCCAAGACCUGCUGCAGAACCUCAAGUAUCAAGGUGGAAUAAUAAUGGAAUCGCACAUCAUCCCCAGUGACAAAUGCAGCCAGGGGCAGCUCGAUCAUGCCGUCACGGUUGUCGGAUAUGGUCAUGAAAAUGGCGUAAAUUACUGGAUCAUCCUAAACUCAUGGGGCCCGGAUUGGGGAGAGGCUGGGUACUUCCGGCUACAACGAGAAAAGGGCUUACUCAACUUCAAAGUUUUUGACUAUACUUAUUGA